Molecule: messenger RNA, 3991 nt
Organism: Macadamia integrifolia
Lineage: Eukaryota; Viridiplantae; Streptophyta; Magnoliopsida; Proteales; Proteaceae
Product: receptor-like protein EIX2
Exons: 2
Coding region: 44-3388 (1114 amino acids)
Molecular function (GO): protein binding
Source: RefSeq, a predicted model, not a curated record
UUGAGUGAAUUAGUAGUGAUCAUAAGGAAGUCCAUCCAUCAUCAUGUUCAUGGGUGGUGUAGCUCCUGCUUCUUUUGCAUCUAUUCAUCAGUUCCUUCUUCUGCUCCUCCUGUUUUUGGGUUUUCUAUACCUUCAGAUAACCAUUCAUGUUGGAGGUCUGAGUGAGAAGAUCACUGUGAGCUGCAAAGAGGGAGAGAGGCAAGCACUGCUCGAGUUCAAAGCUGGUCUAACCGACGCUUCAGGGCGGCUCUCUUCUUGGGUCGGUGAUGAUUGCUGCAGAUGGAGAGGUGUGGGCUGCAACAAUAUGACCGGUCAUGUCAUCAAACUCCACCUACGGAAUCAAAUCAAAGAGUCAUUUCUUGGGUUUGAUGUGUUUAACAAUGCGAUAGAAGGAAUUGAUCCGGAAGCUACCAAUAAGACUUCUUUGGGUGGAACGAUAAGUCCUUCAUUGCUGAAAUUGAAACACUUGAAUUACUUGGACCUCAGCUUCAACAAUUUUCAAGGAACCAAUAUUCCAAAAUUCAUAGGUUCACUUGAAAACUUGAGGUAUCUCAAUCUCUCUUCUGCAUCAUUCAGUGGAACAAUUCCUCCCCACCUUGGAAAUUUAUCAAGAUUGCAAUAUCUUGACCUCCAUACAGAAUAUUAUUAUUUUGAUGAACUAACAUUCAACAAUCUUCAGUGGGUCUCUGGUCUAUCUUCUUUGAGGUACUUAAACAUGGGAGGUGUGAGCUUUGAAGGUAAGUCUUCAGCUGAUGACUGGAUACAAGCUGCUACUAUGCUUCCUUCUCUCUCAAAACUACACCUCUCCGACUGUUCACUUUCCAAGAUCCCUCUCUCUCUUCCAUUUUAUGCAAAUUUUACUACUUCUCUUUCAGUCCUUGAACUUGCCGACAACUACUUCAACUCCUCAAUUCCUCCCUGGCUUUUUAAUAUUACUAGUCUCACUGUUCUUGAUCUCAGCGGGAAUUAUUUCAAGGGCCCAAUUCCAGAUACCUUUUCCAACACUAGUUCUCUUCAAAACCUCGACAUAUCAUAUACGUUGAUUGGAGGCAGGUUACCAAGAACUUUGGGUAAUCUUUGCAAUUUGAAGAGGUUACAUCUAUCAGGAUGCAGUAAUAUUACUGGCGAAAUAACAGAAUUAGUGAACAGUUUGUCUCUAUGCAAUUCUAAUAGCUUGGAGAGGCUAUCUUUAAUGGGGACUGCAGUUUCAGGUCUGAUUCCAUCAUCCAUCGGAAAGUUGUUGUCAUUGAUAGAUUUGUACCUCUCUCAAACUCAACUUUCAGGUUCAAUUCCAGCAUCUAUCGGAAACUUGUCAUCUUUGAGAACAUUAGACUUCUCUGAAACUCAAAUCAGAGGUCCCAUUCCGAUAUCCAUUGGAGGAUUGUCAUCCUUGAGAACAUUAGACCUCUCUGGAAAUCAAAUCAUGGGUUCAAUUCCUGCAUCUAUCGGAAACUUGUCAUCUUUGAUAAGAUUAGACCUGUCUGAAACUCAAAUCAGAGGUCCCAUUCCGAUAUCCAUUGGAGGAUUGUCAUCUUUGAUAAUAUUAUACCUGUUUGAAACUCAAAUCACAGGUUCAAUUCCUGCAUCUAUCGGAAACUUGUCAUCUUUGAUGACAUUAGAGAUCUCUGGAAAUCAAAACACAAUUAGUUCCAUUCCAGAAUCGAUGGGGGAACUUUCAGAGUUGGUUGAAUUGUCAAUAACUGGGAGUUCUUUGAGUGGCGUUAUUUCAGAAGGUCACUUUAAGAAUGUUACAAGUUUAAAAGUUUUACAACUCGGAUCAGAAGAUCCAAAUAAUAAACUCUUGCGUUUUGAAGUGAGCAGGGACUGGAUUCCAACUUUUAGUCUGGAGGAAAUCAGAUUGUAUAGCCUCCAAAUGGGCCCCAAUUUUCCUUCAUGGCCUGCAACUCAAAAGGAUCUUUUCUUUUUAACUCUCAGCAAUGUAGGGAUUUCAGACACCAUACCAGAUGGCUUUUUGAAUUUAUGUGCUUGGCAGCGGAUAGAUCAUUUGGAUCUCUCUAAAAAUCAAAUCAGAGGUAGGGUACCAAAUUCUUUCGAAUUUUUUACUGCAACAUAUGUAGAUUUGAGUUUCAAUCACAUAGAGGGUUCUUUCCCCCUUUGGUCUAAUGUCUCUUAUUUAAAUCUUGGGACAAAUUCAUUCACGGGACAAAUUCCUAAGAACUUGGCUGUAGUUUUAGGGUCUACAGUAACCAGUUUAGAUUUUUCUGGGAAUCUUUUAACUGGGAGCAUUCCUUCAUCUAUAUGUGAGCUAACGAUUUUGAGGGCUCUCAUCAUUUCACAUAAUAGUUUACGGGGAGAACUCCCGAAUUGUUGGAAGGACAUGAAGGACUUGGAAGUUAUUGAUUUAGGAAACAACAAUCUAUCAGGGAAGAUUCCUCAAUCAAUAGGUUCUUUGUCUUCACUACGAUUUCUAAUGCUUGGCAGCAACAACUUUCAUGGCAAGCUUCCUUUAUCAUUGCGAAAAUGCACAUCUUUAUGGAAUCUAGACAUUGGAAAAAAUAGAUUCACUGGCAAUAUACCAACAUGGAUAGGAGAAAGUCUAUCAAAUUUGCAUAUCAUCCGCUUCCGUUCCAACUUUUUAACGGGAAAAAUUCCUUCACAAUUAUGUAACCUUUCAAUGCUUCACUUCUUGGACCUUUCACAUAAUAAUAUGUCAGGAUCCAUCCCACAAUGUUUGAGCAAUUUGAGUUAUCUAAAAUCAAGAGAUGAAGAAAACAUAGAAUUAGAAUUUUAUGAAGGAAUAUAUCAAGAUCAGCACAUGAUGGUAGUUACAAAAGGAAGAGAACUUGAUUACACCCAAACUCUUGAGUUGGUGAAUAGCAUUGAUCUUUCACACAAUCAUCUAUCAGGAAAAAUUCCAGACGGGAUAACAAGAUUGGUGGAAUUGGGUACAUUGAACUUAUCAAUGAAUCAUUUGAUAGGAAAGAUCCCUGAGAAGAUAGGGGAUUUGCGAAAUCUGGAAACCCUUGACCUCUCCUUAAACCAACUUUCUGGUCAGAUUCCUACAAGCAUAUCUUCUUUAACUUUCUUGAGCCACUUGAACCUUUCACAUAACAAUUUAUCUGGGAAGAUUCCAUCAAGCAACCAGCUUCAGACUAUUGGUAAUGAAUCCAUGUACACAGGGAACUUUGGACUUUGUGGGUGGCCCCUAGCUAAUAAUUGUCCAGGCACUAACAUAUCUCCACCUCCAACAUAUGCCAAAGUUGAUGGAGAAGAUGGAAGUGAUGAAGAAUGGAUGGAUAUGCUAUGGUUUUACAUUGGCAUCAUUAUGGGUUUCAUUGUGGGAUUUUGGAGUGUUUGGGGUACUUUAUUUUUCAAGAAAUCUUGGAGGAUUGCCUACUUUCGGUUUAUUGAUCAUUACAUUGAAUGAGGAGCAUUUAUAGAGGAAGUUGGAGCUGAAAGGUAACAAAACUUCAGGGGCUUAAAGAAAUGAUUUAUGCCAUCAUCUCUUCUAGCUUUCGUACCAUGAAGCAAUAAAAGGUAUGUAUAAUCUUUUGAUGUGUGUAUUUCCUAUAUCAUGAAUAAGUUUUUUUUUUUUUUUUUUCUCUCUCUCUUUGUGUGUCUCCUAUUAUGUUCUUUUCUUUUCCUCAUCAUAGAAAUGUGUCUAGGCAUUGGCAUAUCUGAAGAAUGGAAUGUUUUGGUUUAUGUUGUAAGUUUUAACUUUUUUAAUCAAUGUAAUUGUGGUGGCACAACUUCCUUUGCAACUAUACGAAAUAGGCUUAUGGCCACAUGGUGGGAACUUCCUCUUAUCUCCCCCCUCCCCCGCGGAACCCCAGCUUCUUGAUAUCUCAUGUAUCAUUUUAUGGUUGUUUUCUUCCCUCCCCUGUUUUUGAUGUAUCAUCAUUUGUUAGUUGUUUUCCCCCACCCUGGUUUUGAUGUAUCAUCUUUGACUGCUUGUUUUAUGUUUUUCUCGGUCCCCCUUCCCACUUCCCCCUUCCCCCUUCCCCCUUCCCCCUUCCCCUUUUUUUCUUUU